Molecule: messenger RNA, 3411 nt
Organism: Pocillopora meandrina
Lineage: Eukaryota; Metazoa; Cnidaria; Anthozoa; Scleractinia; Pocilloporidae
Source: the annotation of a GenBank genome assembly
UCAAGCGCUAUAAUUUUCACCAAAACCAGUCUUAGUUCAUAUCCGGAUACUUAAGUUGAUUGACGUGGAAGGUGAGUCUCUUGUGGCUAUCUUCUCAAGAAUCCCAUCCUAAAGAACCAAAAAUUAUCUUUGAUAUCAGUAUUACCUACUACCAAAGUAAGGAACUCGAUAGAGAAUGCUAAAACAAGCGGCAUCUUCUCGCACUAAUAAGAUUCCACAUUUGUUUGUUGAUUUUCCUAGAUGGCAGGACAUUUCAAAAGCGAUUUGUCUUUAACUGAAAAUCCGGUUUCGAGAAAUUUUUCUUUUCAAAGUCACAUUUUGAACGGUUUAUUUUUAAAUAUCUAGGCUCCUAAUGGCUUCCCAGAUAGGGAGUUCAAUUUCAGAUCGCGUGUUGGACAAUGAAAAGGACUGCCAUAUGUUACGCCGAUUGAAUCGGAGUACGGCCAGCGUAAUAAAUAUUGUCACAUUGUUUUAUCGCUUAAGUACCUAGAAAGAGCCUGCUUCGCUACCCUAAAUGAUGACUUUUUUAACACAAGCUGUGUUCAUACCCAAGUAAAAAAUAACGUCACGAUAUUUAAAUUAUUUACAGCGAUAUCUAGUUCAUAAUGAAGUUCCUUGCGUGCCUUACGUUAACAACACUGGUUUCUUUGAUUGUGGCUGUGCCAUUUCCAAGAGAAGACUUUACCAGAGAGCUUGGAAAAUCCGGUCAUUACGACAAAGGUAGGACAAUAUUUAUUAUCUACUAGCUGAUUGAGAGAAUGUCAUAAUAAAUGCAGCCAUGUACAAGAGUUGAACCAAUCUUGAAGCAACCUACAGAAAUAAAGUUUGGUUUGCAUCGUCCCUUGGCCCAAGUAACACAUUUCAAAAGUCACUUCUUAAAGAUAAUAAAUAGAAUUAUUGAAUUCAGCUAUAAAGAAAAUGGACAUUGUUUAACCUAGUAGUUUAUUUUGCCAGGUUUCACUACUCUUUUUUUUCUGUAAAAAUGCUUACAUAUUUUCCCUACCUUGUGUUAAUUACAGAAUUUGAAAGAAUAUGCAUAUAUUAUCGAUAACUUUCUACCAUUCUAGAUUCGGCUACAUACCACCCAUGAACCUCGCGUACAAAGAGUCGAUGAUCUAUCUUAUUUUCGCUCGUACUUAGAACGUCCUGCAAAACACCUGACGACAUGAAAUGCAUAGAUCCUAUUUUACAAAUAAUAUGAUAGACUGUUUGUGAAUAAGAUAUGAGAAAGUUAGAAUUUAAAUUGUUCUCCUUGAGUUGGCUCAAAAUUAGCAUAAAGUUCAAAGAUAUUUGUUAACUUGAUGCUAUUAACUGAAGCAUCUGUCUAAUGGGUCCUGUUUGUAAUUAAUUAUGGAUAUAGCUUACUCUUGAGCGAGGAAGCAAUUUUUUCUCGACCCUGAACAAUGGUUGUAGGCAUCAUUUUAUACCUCCAACGUCAAUUGCGAUUAACAAUCGCCCUCGUUUAUGAACAAGAUUGUGGCUUUGUUCACCAGCGCUUUUUAUCCCCGUCGAUGCCGUUACCAUCAUUCGCUCGUGGGUGGGCAAGAAGAUUCCAGUAUUACAAACAUCAUUCUACAAGAGCACAGCUUGAAGCGGACAGAUCUGCAAAUAAAAUUCUCGAAUCCUAAGAAAUGUCGAGCCUUUGUGCCUAAAUGUGAAGAAUUUCUUCUAAUAACAAUCGAUUUCUAUUGAUUAACGAUCCUUCUUUUGACGUGUAAUAUUCGUUUUGGGGUUUUAAUUAUUCAUAUUUCAAAACCCUUUUUUAUGUCAAUACGCCAGAUGGUAAAAUUCAAACUGCCGAAAUAAUGAAAGAAAUUUGUGGAGACUUUUCUUCGUCAUGUCUAUCUCUUACAAUCUCAUUCCUUCAAUGCCUUUCAAAAUCCCCGCAAUUGAUAACACUAAUGAGUUCAUAGGAAAUUCCAUUUGGCUCACGAACUCGACUAAAGCAAAAGACCACAAAUAAGCAAUAUGCACAUGGUGAAGUGUAUUCUUUAGGUUCGUACCUAAAGGCUCUUGUGUUUGUAUAUAAAGAUAGUGAGUUACACCUCACAGUUAUUUCUACACUAAAUUAAGUAAACAUUCUCAUAAAAUGAUUGCCUCAUAUAAGAUGAACCCACACAUCUAAAGUAAAUAAACCAACUCGAAAUGCAAGGAGGUAAUAAAUGUUUAAUUGCGAUGAAAAAAGUAAAAAACUCGGGAACAAACAAACUUAUGAGUAAAAUCGUGCAACUUACUCACGAAGAUAUAGAUAACCUUACCGUUUUCAAAACACUUCUGGCUUUUUUCUUCUUUUAAAAGCAACAAUGAUUGGCUGGAGUAAAAACACUCAUUAUGGUGACGCUUAAGAAAACGUCAAUAACGAUAUAACUUCCAUUUGCCUUAGGAAUUUUCAAAUUUUCGAAGGUUUGAAAUCGUCAAUACUCCCCAUGAUGCCAAGAUGUUUUCUUUAUUGUAAUAUUUAACGACUGUAUGAAUCGAGAAUAAAAUUUACCUUCGGACCUCCAGCUUCUCUUUCACGACACACGAAAUUUAAAAAUUAUUUCACAACAUUGUUUUGCAGUUAGUGGCUAUGAUGUGUAUAACGCUAGACACGUUGUUUUAGUCUUUUGUUUCACCACGUUCUCGUUGUAGUCGUUUUUGCGCUUUGUAUACGCCCCCUCCUAUUUGCUUUGCUUUCAUUUUAUUUUCUUGUGGUUUGAUUAUGAAAUCGUUAUGAUGAAAUUAAAUGGAGCGGGUAAUUCUGUAGGCAGAAUCAUAAUGAGCCAUACCUAGGCCUCUUAAAAAUUUACGCCAAGUAGAUUAAAAUGCAGCGUUUUUUACUUUCAAAACGCAAACAAGUUUUGUGUUUACAACAGAAAACAGAUUAUAGAUAUUUUCCUUCCACACUGCUUAAGAAAAAUUUAAAAUCGCGACAGUCAAAAACAGCAGAAACUCCAGUAUAUAUCUUUACGGUCAGGUUUUAAAGGGGUCUAAUACCGCCAAAAAUACAUCGAUGAUUAAUGUGGAGAUAUUUCUCUGCCGGCGUAGGAAUAAUUUCGAACCUUCAAACUAUGCCCACUUUGUGCGGAGGAGUCUUAAAAUUCCAUAAGCAACGAGAGUCUUUAAGUAUAUUUUUUAUUCUGGUGUACAAGUGCGCUUGUUUCAGUAAAAUUGAUGUGCAUUUCCUAGUAAAAACCAUCAAAACAAAAUUCAGCUCCAUCCAGAUUUUGAUAUUUAAGGAUGUGAGAUCACUUUGAGAUCACUUUUUUAUGUUUUAUUUCAGCUGUUCCUCAUGAAGAGAAGAGAGCUCCUUCAUGUAGAAAUGCUGCAGGCGAAAUUUAUUGCCAGCUAGAAGUAUAUUACGAGGAUUCCUGCUUUUAUCAACCAGGAAUCAUGAAACAGAAUUGCAGAAGAAUGUGCGGAUUUUGCUAG